GCUGGGGUCCUAAUAUGGGCGGCCAGUCACCUUCAAAAACGAUGAUUCGUAGAAUCGAAAAGAUGAACAAAAGACAUCCCAGGUUUGCAACGAAGACCAAAGGGUGUUUAUACCGCGACUUGACUGGGCGUGAUCUCAACGUAGUGUGCACCACGGGACGAGGGCUGAAGAACAUUGGCAUCUGCUACUCAAAGGCGUACCUCCGCUUUAAAGUGAUGGGUGACCGCGAACCGUUUGACUGGAAAGGAAAAACUAAUACAUCAAAGGGUAUCCUUUAUCUCAGACGGAUGAGGCGGCUUUUGGAGAGAGUGGAGGCGUGCGUCAUGAACGACUGGGAAAUCGAAGCAAUGAUCAUGCGACACCCAGGAGGGCAGAGGGCCCACGAAAGAGACGGAGGAAGGAACUACGACAGGAAGGAGGCGACAGGCGUCCCCGUCGUCGCAACUCCGGCUCAAGCUCCUUAAAAACCGCCGGCGUGAACCAUCCCGAAGAAGAGGCUUACUCCAAACGCCCCGCACAGU
Messenger RNA from Ixodes scapularis (black-legged tick), 521 nucleotides. RefSeq lists its product as uncharacterized. NCBI's taxonomy places the organism in Eukaryota, Metazoa, Arthropoda, Arachnida, Ixodida, Ixodidae. The record is from RefSeq and is a predicted model, not a curated record. The transcript is spliced from 6 exons. The coding region runs from base 15 to 464 and encodes 149 amino acids.